Messenger RNA from Aedes albopictus (Asian tiger mosquito), 2314 nucleotides. It is a transcript of the gene GCC88, whose product is annotated as GRIP and coiled-coil domain-containing protein 1. The transcript has 3 exons. Lineage: Eukaryota; Metazoa; Arthropoda; Insecta; Diptera; Culicidae. The record is from RefSeq and is a predicted model, not a curated record. Bases 169 to 2151 code for a protein of 660 amino acids. Gene Ontology annotation, cellular component: Golgi apparatus.
CGAGAAAAAUGUAAACAUUGCUGCAUUUUGGUGAUACGCGUAUGCAAUUUUUCUGUAAUUACUAAAGUUUUGCAAAUAAUCAAUUAUCUCGUGUUGAAAUAUUGAUUUGUGGGCGUCAAAUUAUGUGAUCAAUUGUUUUGAAGGCUUGUGUUUGCGAACAACGAAGCGAUGGAACGACAUCAGGAUUUAGAAGCGAUAAUCAACUCCCAAAAGGAGCAACUUUCGCGGUACGAGAAACGCCUGAAAGAUGUUGUCACUGCAUACAAGGGUCUGCUGAAGGAAAAAACCGCACUCGAGUCUAGUUUGGCUGCUUUUACUGGAAAUGCAUCACCGGAAAAACAGCAGCAGGUUUCCCCUGCUUCGACGAAAGAUGAGGGUGAUGGGGAAGCUCUUCGGGAGCAGGUGGCGACGUUGAUGAAUUCUCUGGCUACUCUCACGGCGGAGAAGGGCCGGAUGGAAGCGUCUUUCAAGAACGAUCGGAAGCAGUUGAGGGAAGUGAUCGCAGAGAAGGAAGCUGCUGUUCGCGAUCUGGAGGACCAGGUGAAGGCAUUGAACUAUACGAUCAAGACGGACCUGGAAAAUUGCAAGACCAAGCUGAAGCACGAUCGAGAGGAAGAAUGUAACAGCCAGCUGGUGAUGAUCUGCGAGCUGCAGAAACAACUGUUGGACGAGAGGCACCUAAACGAAACGCUGGAGAUGCAGCUGCGGGAUUUGAAGAUCCAGUUCAAUCAGAAACAUUCCGACAAGCGGGUUAGCGAGCUGCCUCAGGCUUCGGAUUUGGCCAGGCAAAGCUCCGAACAGUUGGAGAGCUCGAAGAAGGAGAAUGCUGCGCUGUCGACGUUGCUGCAGCAGUUCCAGGGAGAAAUAGAGAACUUGAAACGGCAGCAUGCGGCGGCUAUUCGAAACGAACAGCGACGGGUGCUGAUCGCGGAGGAUCGGAGCAAAGCGUUGGAAGAGGUCCACGAGGAGCGAGUGGCCAAUCUGGAGGCACGUUUGGCCGAACUUAGCGAGGUAGUUGGAACGUACGAUCGCUUACGGCAACACGACCAAGAAAGUAUUUCCAAACUGAAGGAUAAGCUAUCGAAGCUAAGUUUGGACAAAGGAUCAUCGUCCACGAGACGCUUGAGCCAGGAGAGCAAUGUGGAAAGAAUCGUUGAAGAAAUUAGCUACCUGAAGAACUUGCUUCAGGCGGAAAACGAAAAACUAGAGAACCCACUGGAUUUAUCGUCGCUGUUUUCGAUUCAGCCAAUUGUUGAGGAAAUUGUAAGCUACCCGGACAACGAAUUAGAGAGUUAUAGGGAUUUGCAGCGAAACUAUGAUCAGGUGGUGAAGGAUAAUGAAGUUCUGAAAGCGAAUAUCCAAAUACACAAAAAUAACACCAAAACCUUGCAGGAAAAGAUAAAGGUUUUGAACAAGAAUAUCGACGACCUGGAGGUGGAGUUCAAGAACAAGCACAUUGAGCAUAACAAUGUCUUGAAGGGAGAGAAGAUCCGAACGCAGGAGUUGAUCAGUGCUCUUGAGUCGGACUUCAAGUCCAAACUAUCGCAGCUGGAACUGCAACUCAAAAAGCAAAGAGAACGAUCGCUUCAGCUUCUCGAAGAGAAGGAAGAGGAAAUCAAGUCCCUCCGGACGUCGUUCGAUAUUUUGAUGCACGACACCAGUGGUUCUCAACAGUCCAACACCGAUCCCAACAACCCAUCGGAGUCCAUCGAUAGUUUACCGGUGGCUCUCUCAAAAAAGAUCAGCGCCCUCAACUCGGUGUUCAAAACGGAGCCCAACUCCAACCCGGAGACGCAUCACAUUCUGCACUACGCCCACGAACUAGCUCGCAAGGAGAUCGAAAUCACCGCCCUGCGGACGGCGAAGAACAACGCUGAAACGGCACUCCGACAGGCCCUGCACGACAAGGUCUCCUCCCAGGAGGAACUGCACGAUCGGAUUGCCUACCUGGAGGAGCAGAUUGACCGCUGGGAGCGGUGUAAGUCGCGCGAAGGCGCCAAUCUGGAGUACCUGAAGAAUGUGGUGCUCAGCUUCCUGAUAUCGCAGGAUGCCGAUGGGAAGAAACACAUGAUCAAUGCCAUCGCCGCGGUGUUGAAGUUCAGCACGGCGGAGAUGGCCGCGAUCCAAGGAUUGGACGUCGCCAAACGAUAGAACGUUCCGUAUUUUUAUCAUUCGUAUUAGACAAGUGGAAAAUAUAUUACUUCAUUGUGUUAUUGUUUCAAAGUGUAUGUAGUAUUUUGACGGAAAUAAAACUAGAUCAAUCCCUUUGAUUCUUGAGAUCGAGGUUGAUUGCCAAAAUAAUAUGUUAAAUUAA